AUGCGUUUUCACAGAUUGCUCGACUUUGCGCUUUUAGUUACCACGUUGGCAGUUCCAGCGCAGCAACACAGGCAUGACGAUACCCACAAGGUCGAAGACCAUCAUCACAAGCAUGAAGGCACGAAGCGAAAGAGGCAGUGUUGCGACAACCUGAACCAGCCUGGCAUCUAUGACUAUAUUGUCGUAGGAAGUGGUCCAGGUGGCGGACCAGUCGCUUCCCGACUUGCUCGCGCCGGUUUCAGCGUUUUGCUUAUCGAAGCUGGCACCGAUACAAGCGGGUACCAGGACGUCCAAGUACCAUCCUUCCAUCCUCGAGCCUCCGAGUUGCCCAGGCAGCUAUGGGCGUAUUUUGUGGAACGUUACGAAGAUCCAGUACAGCAGCUGCGCGACACCAAACAGGUCUAUUUGGUUCCAGAUGAUCCUUCCUACUACGGGGCUCCAUUCACGGGUGCUGGACACUGUCCUCCCGACCCUUUUGGAAUCACCUAUGUCCUGCCAAACGGCCGUUACUACACAGGCCAAUAUCCUCCUCCUGGGGCAAUACGUCUUGGUCUGCUCUACGCACGAGGGUCUGCGCUCGGAGGUAGCACGCAAAUGUCCGCAAUGGCCAUGGUCACACCUCACGAGGAGGACUGGGUGGGUCUUGGUGAGGUGACGGGUAAUAUUUCCACGUUCGAUCCUCAUAUGAUGCGUGAAUACUUCGUCAAACUGGAGAACUGCAAGUACUUCCUCAACAGCGUACUCGGCCAUGGCUUCAAUGGGUGGCUGGACAUUUCGCUGACGCCUCUUACACUGGUGCUUCGCGAUUUGAAGCUUGCGUCUUUGAUCGCCGCAGCUGCGUUGGCCGUAGGCAAGGCUGGAGGCUUUCUUGGAGAAUUGCUCACGAGUAUAAGCGUCUUUGCGAACAUCUUAGCAGCUGAUCUCAACGCGCCCGGUCUCAGUAGAGAUUACGCCGCCGACGUCUGGCAAGUACCAAAUGCGGUCAGCCCGGAUAGGCACAGCAUCAGAAGUGGUGUCAUCGACUUGAUUCGCUCUACUGUACAAGAAGGCUACCCUCUCUAUGUCCAGCUCGAUACCAUGGUGACGAAAGUUCUCAUGGAUACCAGCGGCCCCAUCCCUCGAGCCUACGGAGUUCAGUAUGAAUAUGGUCCGAACUUGGCCUACAUGUCAACACUGUCAACGAAACAGCAUGGUAUUCCUGGCUAUGCGUACGCAAGAUACGAUGUGAUUCUUUCGGGCGGCGUGUUCGAAACACCGAAACUUCUCAAACUUAGCGGUAUUGGGCCAGCGGAGGAGCUGAGCUAUUGGGGCAUACCUGUCAUCGCGAACCUUCCGGGAGUCGGUGCUAAUAUGCAAGAUCGUUACGAGCUUGGUUCUGUUGGCCUUGCGACAACGCCAUUUGCGGCGUUUAAGGAUUGCAGGUACUCUGUCGAGCCAGAUCCGUGCUUGGAUGAAUACAGAGCCGGCACAAAUCCGGUCGACCAAGGGCCUUACGUGAGUAAUGGAUUGGCGGUCGGCACAACCCUGAGCACGUCAGUCAACGAUGGCCCAACACCAGAUAUCUUCAUUGUCGCAGUGCCAGCGUACUUUGCGGGCUAUUACCCUGGCUAUGCUACCUGUGCAACACUCGAUGCCCUUCACUGGACAUUCGUGAUCCUGAAGAUGAAGAGUCGUAAUAAUGCUGGCUAUGUUCGUCUUCGCUCAUUGGACCCUCUUGAUCAAGCCGAAAUCCAAUUUAACAACUUCGCAAUCGGUGGCGACCUGGACGCACAAGCUGUCGCAGAGGGAAUUCAGCGCGCUAGAGACAUCUACGACAGUGUUAUCCCACUGGACGGCACUUUGACUGAAGUCGUCCCCGGUCUCCAAUAUCAAGGAGCAGCUCUCAUCCAAUACAUCCGCGACAACGCCUGGGGCCACCACGCCUGCUGCACGGCCAGACUCGGCGCCUACGGCGAUCCUUUUGCAGUGGUAGACUUCGACUUCCGCGUGAUGGGCGUUUCCGGCCUGCGCAUCGUCGACGGUUCCGUCUGGGCAAAAUCCAUAGGUUACUACCCCACGGUUCCGCUGUACAUGCUGAGCGAGCGGGCUGCCGACGUCAUUCUUGGACAACAAUCAGUGCCUCUGGGCCUGAACGACUUGAACAAUUUCGAAGCCGGUGGUCCCGUCGGCACAUUUGCUGCAGCGCUUGUGGGAACAGUGGGCGGACUUGCUGGUAUGGGCGGUGACUCUGGGCAAGGUACAGGACUUUUGAACGGGCUGAAGGGUAUCUUGGGUAAACGAUGGAACGCAUUCAGCCCUGCUGCAUCCAAGCAAUAA
Cercospora beticola is the source of this 2316-nucleotide messenger RNA. RefSeq names its product GMC family oxidoreductase. The record is from RefSeq and is a predicted model, not a curated record. Gene Ontology annotation, molecular function: flavin adenine dinucleotide binding; oxidoreductase activity, acting on CH-OH group of donors. NCBI's taxonomy places the organism in Eukaryota, Fungi, Ascomycota, Dothideomycetes, Mycosphaerellales, Mycosphaerellaceae.